Molecule: messenger RNA, 597 nt
Organism: Suhomyces tanzawaensis NRRL Y-17324
Lineage: Eukaryota; Fungi; Ascomycota; Pichiomycetes; Serinales; Debaryomycetaceae
Gene: RHO1
Product: Rho family GTPase
Exons: 1
Coding region: 1-597 (198 amino acids)
Biological process (GO): small GTPase-mediated signal transduction
Molecular function (GO): GTP binding; GTPase activity
Source: RefSeq, a predicted model, not a curated record
AUGGUUCCUCCUCCUGCUGAAAUCCGUAGAAAAUUAGUCAUUGUUGGUGACGGUGCUUGUGGUAAGACAUGUUUGUUGAUUGUGUUCUCCAAGGGUACCUUCCCUGAAGUCUACGUCCCUACUGUUUUCGAAAACUACGUCGCUGACGUCGAAGUCGAUGGCAGAAAGGUUGAAUUGGCAUUAUGGGAUACUGCUGGCCAAGAAGAUUACGAUAGAUUGAGACCUUUGUCCUACCCAGACUCCAACGUCAUUUUGAUCUGUUUCUCGGUGGAUUCUCCUGACUCGUUGGAUAACGUCUUGGAAAAGUGGAUCUCCGAAGUUUUACAUUUCUGUCAAGGUGUUCCAAACAUCUUGGUCGGUUGUAAGUCCGACUUGAGAAACGACCCAGCCACCAUCGAACAAUUAAGACAACAACAACAACAACCAGUUUCUACAUCUGAAGGUCAAGCUGUGGCCCAAAAGAUCGGUGCAUUUGACUACAUGGAAUGUUCUGCUAGAACCGGCCAAGGUGUUAGAGAAGUUUUCGAAGCUGCCACCAGAGCUUCCUUGAAGACUAAGGAGAAGAAGGAAAAGAAGAGGAAAUGUGUUGUUUUGUAA